GGGCACUAUAAAUUGGAUCAACCUUUCUUCUGGCUUGAAGAAAAAGCAGAGUGAUCCUGUUUUAAGUUUUUAACUCAGUUAUCACAAUUAUAUAAUGGCUUCAUUUGGCCUAGUUUUCUUGCUCUUACUCUGCUCCAGUACUACUGCAGUACUUGCAGAUUUUGCCAUCUCGUAUUGUAAUGAGAACUCCACCAUUGCAAGCGCUCAAAUGUCAGCAAACGUCGAUGUUGUUUUGGGCCAAUUAGACUCAAACACGGCUAAAAAUGGUGGGUUCAGCAUUGCCACUUAUGGCCAAGGUAAUGACACGGUGUACGGAUUGGGACAAUGCAGAAAGGACUUCAACACCUCAGCCUGUUCCUCCUGCAUUCAUUUUGCAGCUAGUAUUCUUCGUGAUAGUUGCUCCCCCUUUGGUAAUAGCACCGAUGAAAGGGCAUUUGCCGACAAUUGCCUCGUCAGGUAUUCCGAUCAGAAAUUCUUCGGGAUAUUCGAUCCAAAUGCCGUUGUCAAUUUGCCCUAUUCCGGCAAGACUUCCAAGGUGAACAACCAGAAUUUGUUCAGGAAACAAGUCGGGAUCCUGAUGAAUGAUAUCAUCUCACAAGCGAUUGACCCGGCUAAUAAAUUAGGCUUCUUCGGGAAAGGAAACAUUACGAUAUCGGCAUCUGAGACUGUUUAUGGAACAGUUCAGUGCACUCAGGACGUGUCUACCAGUACUUGUUCAACUUGUCUCAAUACAGGACUUUCUAAAUUUCCCACACUCUGUCGGAAGCUGAAAACCAACGGAUGUCGCAUUCUAUAUGGCAGCUGCUUUCUGCGUUAUGAAACCGAUCCCUUUUAAGAGGAGAGGAUGCCGAAUUACUUUAAUAGUAGUACCUCUACUUUUUGUAUGGUGGAAUAAAUUUGCUUUCAAUUCAAUAAAAUGGGGAUGCCCAACUUCUGUAUUUUGACCAUCUUCAUCCUCACUCUGUCCCCCUACUCCAAUUACAAGUUUGUUUCUCAUUUUGCUGAACUUUUUAUAAAUUAUUACGCCGACUAUUUUGCUUACAAUAUAUGUAUAACUGCUUGAUAGAUAGGUACUAUUUAAAUUUUGCAUCUAUCUUUUUUUUUGUGAGAAAAAUAAUAUUGUUAUUUUUUACUACACUAUCAAUGAAUAAAGAG
Oldenlandia corymbosa var. corymbosa is the source of this 1155-nucleotide messenger RNA. NCBI's taxonomy places the organism in Eukaryota, Viridiplantae, Streptophyta, Magnoliopsida, Gentianales, Rubiaceae. The record is from the annotation of a GenBank genome assembly.